Bipolaris sorokiniana ND90Pr is the source of this 567-nucleotide messenger RNA. RefSeq lists its product as uncharacterized. Gene Ontology annotation, biological process: translation. The transcript has 3 exons. Lineage: Eukaryota; Fungi; Ascomycota; Dothideomycetes; Pleosporales; Pleosporaceae. Gene Ontology annotation, molecular function: structural constituent of ribosome. The record is from RefSeq and is a predicted model, not a curated record. Gene Ontology annotation, cellular component: ribosome; mitochondrion. The coding region runs from base 75 to 251 and encodes 58 amino acids.
CUUCACAACACCAAACUAUCCACCUUGGACACGACCACCAUUGACGCCGACACGAUAUAUACUCGCGCGUCGCUAUGGCGAAGAAAGCAAAGUCCCGUACCAUCAUGGUGCGCCUCAUAUCAAUGGCAAUGACGGGAUACUACCGAACCAUGCAAAGACCGCGCGCCCACCAGCCACUGAGCAUGCUUAAAUACGAUCCCAUCGUUCGGAAACAAGUCCUUUUCCUCGAAGCUAAACGCGGCAAGAAAUAAUAUCACACACCAUACACGAUACCACCGCACGCGAUAAGACUACAAACAAUUUGGGGGUGAAAACAUUGACUGAAUUCUCGCAUAGAGUUGCGGGAGGCGAACGCCGUGGAUUGCCGCCUACACGAGGCACAGAACCCGGCAACCGUGAUACUCAUCGGGCUGUCCGAAGCGUCAUACGAGGCGGGACAAAGCCUUGUACACUUAUGUACCGAAUAUUCGCGUGGGCUGGCAUUAGAUACAGCACAUGCAUACAUCAGAAAAACAUGUCUGGAAUAAGACGCACUUCAUUUCCCGUUUAUAUCUAUGCCUUCACCUG